This is a messenger RNA of Fusarium verticillioides 7600, 635 nucleotides long. RefSeq lists its product as hypothetical. The record is from RefSeq and is a predicted model, not a curated record. NCBI's taxonomy places the organism in Eukaryota, Fungi, Ascomycota, Sordariomycetes, Hypocreales, Nectriaceae. The transcript has a single exon. Bases 8 to 451 code for a protein of 147 amino acids.
CUCGAACAUGAUGAUAUCGAUAUCUGUUGAUUCACAUCAACCAAACAUCAGAACUUCAACGUCAUUGACCAUGCAUUUCACGACCCUCCUCAGCGCCAUCGCGCUCGCCUCAACAGUAACAUCCCAACCAACAGCGCGUCAAGCGCCCACAGCCAACGCGGUAAUCAUGAUCGUCAACUCGGCCGACAACAGCCGUCAACCCGUCAGAAUUCCCCUCGCGCAACUCACCACUCUCAACUACCAAGUCACCGAGCUGCGUCUCGAGAGUCUCAACGUCAACAUCCCCGAUAUUGAAUCACCCGAACUCAGCGAUGUUUUCUGUCAGCGGUACAAAGAUAGAUAUGGUGUUCAGCUUGGCAGCGUUGAGUUUAGUCAUGAGAAGCCGGCGCUGAUAAGUACCAACCCUGUUGAGUUUGGGUGGGUUUUGUGUUACCAUAAGAAUAGGGCUUGAUGUAGACGGAGGAGGAGGGAUAGUAUAUUGGGUUUUGGUAGAGGAGGAACUUGGAGAAAUUGAAUACACUUACAUAGCCAUUAAUCGCAAGAUUACCUAUGCACCGUCAUUCUUGUUCCUAGCCUGUCACGCAGAUGCUAAGACGGCAUUAUUAAUGCCGUACGGCUUAGUAGGUCUUUCCGAU